Molecule: messenger RNA, 1534 nt
Organism: Drosophila arizonae
Lineage: Eukaryota; Metazoa; Arthropoda; Insecta; Diptera; Drosophilidae
Product: alpha-amylase A
Biological process (GO): carbohydrate metabolic process
Molecular function (GO): cation binding; alpha-amylase activity
Source: RefSeq, a predicted model, not a curated record
GAGAGCUCAGUGUGGAUAUUGGAUUCCAUUGAACUACAAAGAUGUUUCUGAGCAAAGCACUGCUGGCCGUUGCCUUCCUGGCGCUGGUCAAUGCGCAGUACUGGCACAACUACAAGAGCGGCCGGAAUGGCAUGGUCCACCUGUUCGAGUGGAAGUGGGAUGACAUAGCGGCCGAGUGUGAGAACUUCCUGGGACCCUACGGCUUCGGUGGCGUGCAGGUCUCGCCCGUCAAUGAGAACGCUGUGAUUGGCUCGCGCCCCUGGUGGGAGCGCUAUCAGCCCAUCUCCUACAAGCUGAGCACCCGCUCCGGCAACGAGCAGCAGUUCGCCAGCAUGGUCCGGCGCUGCAACGAUGCCGGCGUGCGCAUCUACGUGGAUGUUGUGUUCAACCACAUGGCUGCCAAUGGCGGCACCUCGGGCACUGGCGGCAGCACGGCCGAUCCCGGCUCGAAGAGCUUCCCGGGCGUGCCCUUCUCCUCGCUGGACUUCAAUCCGACCUGUGCGAUCACCAACUACGCCGAUCCCACCAAUGUGCGCAACUGCGAGCUGGUUGGCCUGCGCGACUUGAACCAGGGCAACUCCUAUGUGCGCGACAGGAUCGUGGACUUCCUCAACCAUUUGACGGAUCUGGGCGUUGCCGGCUUCCGUGUGGACGCCGCCAAGCACAUGUGGCCCGGAGAUCUGCAGGCCAUCUACAGCCGCCUGAACAACCUGAAUACUGCGCACGGCUUCAGCUCGGGCGCCAGGCCCUACAUCUUCCAGGAGGUGAUUGACUUGGGCAACGAGGCCAUCUCCAAGUCGGAGUACACCGGCCUGGGCGCCGUCACCGAGUUCCGUCACUCGGACUCCAUUGGCAAGGUGUUCCGCGGCAAGGAUCAGCUGCGCUACCUGAACAACUGGGGCACCGCCUGGGGCUUUGCCGACUCCGAUGCCUCGCUUGUGUUUGUGGACAAUCACGACAACCAGCGUGGCCAUGGCGCCGGUGGCGCCGAUGUGCUCACCUACAAGGUGCCCAAGCAGUACAAGAUGGCCUCCGCCUUCAUGCUGGCCCAUCCGUUCGGCACGCCCCGCGUGAUGUCCUCCUUUGCCUUCGACAACACCGACCAGGGCCCCCCGACCACCGAUGGCCACAACAUCGCCUCGCCCAUCUUCAACAGCGACAUGUCCUGCGGCGGCGGCUGGGUGUGCGAGCACCGCUGGCGCCAGAUCUACAACAUGGUUGGCUUCCGCAACGCCGUCGGCGACGCCCGCCUCCAGAACUGGUGGGACAAUGGCAGCAACCAGAUCGCCUUCAGCCGCGGCAGCCAGGGCUUCGUGGCCUUCAACAAUGACAACUACGAUCUGAACAGCUCCCUGCAGACCGGCCUGCCCGCUGGCACCUACUGCGACGUCAUCUCCGGCUUGAAGAGCGGCUCCAGCUGCACCGGCAAGACCAUCCAGGUGGGCUCCGAUGGACGCGCCAACAUCUACAUCGGCACGUCGGAGGAGGAUGGCGUCGUGGCCAUCCACGUCAAUGCCAAGUUGUAGGCCACCAG